UUUCUGCAAGAAUAAUAUCUCAGUCAAACCAAAGGAAGGGCUAAAAUCUUGAUCUUACUAUAGGGUGCCUUGCAAAAGCUAGGCUUUGGCUUAUCCAAACAAAACCAGACUUUUGAUUACAGAAAACUAGCUAGCAGAACUAUGGGAGGAGGAACCAUGCACAUCAACUUUCCAAAGAUUCAGUUAAAUUCUUCUUCCACUACUCUCUCUGCUGUUUCUUCUUCCUCUUCACAUAAUCUUAACCUUUCAGUCCCAUCCAAUUAUGCUUCUCCACUUAGACCUUCUUCUUCUUCUUCUUCUUCUUCCUGUCAAAAUGAAAUUUGCAAAAGACUAGAAGUUGUAGAUGGAAAUGAAAAUAAAAUAGGAACUGGGUCCUUCAAUAAUUUUAUUUUGGGACCAGUUCCAUCCAAACCAGAAGUUGAAACUGCUUUAGCUGCUCUCCACAAUUACAUACAUGGGAUUUCUUCAUCUACACCAGAAUUUAAAUGGUUGAAGCCUCUUUUGGACAGCUGUCACUCGAGAGGGUUGCUAUGUCAAGGUCUUGGUAGAGUUUACGAUGGCUUCAUCUUGCUCCUCACUGAGCCAUCUGUCAAGAGGCUGGUCGUUUCAAUAUCAUCUGAUAAAGCUGUUUGGGAUGCUAUAAAGAACAACGAGUUGGUUCGGAAGCUCCUUGACUUGCCUCUCCCUGCAGUUGAAAAUGGAAGGCCUGGGAAUUCUAGCGGUGAAGCAGAGCCAGACAAUGACAUCUUGCAGUGGAUAUUGGACUUUGCAAAAGCUAAAGUCACAGAGCUCGUAUUGAAAUUCCAAUCACUUCUGAAUGAGGUGUUCCGAAGUGGUAAGAGAGAAAAACCUAAUGAAGAAACCAGAGGUCAGUUGGAGGAAGAAAUCAGAUCUUCCUUGAUUCUCUCAAUUGUAAUACUGUUGAUCGUGAUUGUAGCUCGGGUUCAAACAGUUUGAUCAAACACCCAACUUAAAUCCUCUUUCAUACAAGGUAACCAUGAAAACCAAGAGGGAAGUUCAAGUGCUCGGAGGGAGUGCAUCGGUUUCUGCAUUCUUCUUCUUAGGAUCCAAAAUGAUAAUAUAACAUCUCUCUGUAUUCAAACUGUAUACCCUAAAAGUGUAACAAUAUCAAAGUAUGUACCAAGUAAAUGAGCCUUCAAUAUUUGCCUUGAA
This is a messenger RNA of Gossypium raimondii (Peruvian cotton), 1173 nucleotides long. RefSeq lists its product as uncharacterized. The record is from RefSeq and is a predicted model, not a curated record. The coding region runs from base 142 to 957 and encodes 271 amino acids. Lineage: Eukaryota; Viridiplantae; Streptophyta; Magnoliopsida; Malvales; Malvaceae. The transcript has 4 exons.